GUCGCGGAGGUCGCUGCGGCCCGGAAGCGCUCGCGCGAUGCCAUUCCCACGCGCCAGGCCUCCUUGCUCCUAUGCCGCCUCCGCGCGCCUUUUUCUCCGUGGUCGCCGCCCGUCUCACCAGCGACAGCGCAGGCUUAGGCGCAGGCCGAGCUGGAUGGCCCGGAGGGUGCAGCCGCGGUGGUCUCGACGGGGUCGACGAAGAGGGCGGAGGGGAGGAGAACGAUCAUCUCAGUCCGGAGCAGUUGGUGGAUGCGCUACCGUGGGAGCUUCUCCAUCGACUGGCAUCGGCUCCCUCCCUUCGCCCUCGAAUUGCUCCAUCGCGCCGCCCAUGCCCGAUGCUGCUUCUCUGCUGAUACUACUGUUGGACUUGGAGGUCCAGACGGCAACAGACGUGGGAUGAAACGUUCAAGGUGUGAUGAUUUCAACGCGGAUUGGCAAGCAUUGUUCAAACUUCGCUGGCCCCUUGGUGGUAACACUGGACAUGAUACCUUGGUCACUGUGGAUUGGCAGCAACAAUAUUGGGAAAAGCAUUUACAAGAAGGUGCCUGGAUGAAGCUGCAGAGAGUGCCCUGCUUCCUUCUUUUUGUGGGAGUACUGGUGAGCUGGGCACAGGUCCAAGAGGCGUGCAUGCACGUGCGGCCGUUGGUGGCGAGCUUGCGGCACAGGCGAGGCUAGCAUCAUAAGUGGUUGGCUUGCAGAGGAACGAAGCAAGGCGACGAGAACCGCGGUGCUGCUGGCCUUGAUAUUGCCGCCUCACCUCCUGCUGCUUUAUCUCGCCUCCGGCUCCACCAUUAGCUCGACCUCUACCACAAAAACUCCAUGGCACUGAAUGGCGUGGUGCAAGGAAUGCACGAAGCGACAGCACAAGCAAGCUCUGAUCCUCAAAUUGGCAAGGCAUGAUGAGCUUUUUCUCCUUGUACCUUCAUGCCCCUUAACUGUUUGAUGAAAUGUGAAGGUAGCACAAGCCACCUUUUAUAUUCAGUUUUAGUUGUAAUUGUUGCCUAACAUUGCUCCUUUUUAUUGAAAUAACUGAGAGUUGACAAAUGAAGCAUCAACUGUCAUUUGUCACAUAUUAGUUUUCAUCCAUUUGUUCAAUUUCCUGCAAACAAGCUUGCGUAUUACCAUUAUAUAUCUAUGGAAAAGAAUUGUUAACACCAAACAUUCUAUGGUGCUACAUCAUAUAACUAAUAUCUUUGUUGACACAUAUUAGAUUUUCACCAAAUUCAAUAAUUAUUCUAAUCUCCCACAAUCAAAUUUAGUGCAUCAAUUUGUUGUCCUGUGGAAUUUAUAAUUUCAGUGUUGCCUGCAGUAUGGAUUGUUAACGCUGCAUAUCGAUUUAUAUUUUCCUAUGCCAAUUUGAGAUCAAUCAGUUGCCAAAUGUGGUCUAGACAAGUUCUACAAUUUCAGAGCUAUCAUAUGUAUCAAAGCUGCCAAUGGAGUCAACAUUCCAGAUGGAUGGUUAGUUCCAUAUAUGUGUGCAUUUCCACAUUGAUUUGUCAGGUUAAUAUAGUUGUCGUACACAUUGCUUAUGCUUUCCCCCAACUAGAUUAGUGCUUUAUUUAAACUUCCAGUUCUUCAUACAAGUUUGUACUUUUAAUUUCACAUUCACACUGCUUAACCAUGCUUUUGCCGUUCUUUUUUAGAUUUCCUUGCUCUUAGAUUACUGAGAUCAUCUUAUAAUUAAAUUGGUCUGGAAGUAAAUAGUCCAAUUGUCUAAAUAAUAUUGCAGGAUUAUCUAAAAAGGGUCAAAAGGAUCAUUUACAACUGAGCUUUCCUUUUUAAAUUUAUAUCGUUGGGUACCACAUGAUUUCAUUCUGCAUCUAUUGUUCAUGGAGGUGCAAUGGUAUUGUGAUCUUUUUUGUUUUCUUUUGGGUUAGUUGGUCGUAAUUCUGAUAUCUUCACCUACAAUUAAUCCAUUCGAUGUAUGGAUUAUUUAUUUCUUUUUGUUAUAUGCAAAAAUCUUACCUAGAAUAUUUCAAAUAAAUUGGCUACAAUAAUUAGUUAGGAUGACUUCAAAAUGAAUGGUUCUACAUUUGUCUACAAUAUAAUAGAACCACAUAAAGAACAAAAAGAUGAUAUAUAGAUCUUUUGGUUGCUCUUGCUUUUUAAUCUGAACGUUGAUCAUUGAUUCAUUAUCUAUUUUGAAGUGUGAUUCCAGCAGCAAUGAAUUCAUGUAUACACCUGCCGAUGUUACCAUCAUCACCUGCACCUCGCAAGUGCCAGCCCCUCCAUCUCCCAGGAGUGUCAUCUUCGAAAGAAGUACUCUUCAGUUUAUAGAUUAUUUAGAUGUAAACAAUUGAAACAUGCAACAACCAGCUACUCAUCUAAUUGUGUUGUCCUCCUGAUGACUCACAAGUUAUACAUAAGAGCAUUCCACCUUUUCUAGCAUUAGUAGCAGGUUACCCUUCUUGCUCCUAGCCCUUAGGUUUUGACUAUUUUUUGAAUAUUUAUACAGGUUACUUAGUUU
Phragmites australis (common reed) is the source of this 2467-nucleotide messenger RNA. RefSeq lists its product as uncharacterized. NCBI's taxonomy places the organism in Eukaryota, Viridiplantae, Streptophyta, Magnoliopsida, Poales, Poaceae. Bases 250 to 675 code for a protein of 141 amino acids. The transcript has 5 exons. The record is from RefSeq and is a predicted model, not a curated record.